AUGCCAAGCCCGCGCUUUGAGCACGUGGGUGUUGCCGAGCGGCGCCACCACUUUUUCUCGAUUGGCAGAAGAAGUAAGCGCGUCGCGAUGCUCGAUGAGCAUAUUCAGCUCCUAAUGGAGAACACCAAUUCCAUCACAGCCCGCUGCCUGUGCAAGGCACACACCUUCACCGCAUCCGUCGCAGCAUCGAGCCUACCCCUCCCGGCCGAAUGCUGCCACUGCGACUCUUGCCGCCACGUAACUGGCUCGCUGUAUCUCUCGAGCGUCGAGUGGCCCAACCCGGACGAAGAUCUCUCCGGGCUGCAUUGCUACCCCUUUUCGUCCAACAUACAUCAAUACUCGUGUCCGACCUGCUCGUCACAACUAUUCAGCAAGCUCAAGGGCGGCAACAACGGCGCAAGUGACAAGCUCGAGGUUUUUACUGGUGUACUAGAAAACGCCCCAAACCUCGUAAAGUACACCAAGCACAUCUUCGUAGGGGAUACCCUCGACGCCGGCGCAACCAUCUGGUUCUCCAAGGACGUGUCCUCGGGCGAGCCAAUCCCCCGGUGGAGCGGACGGGAGGGUCUGAGCGAGCAGCUCCCGCCGGAUUGGCCGGCCCCAUCCUCCUCUGGGGCUAAAACACCCGAGGAACCACACCCGGAAUUCACUCCGCUGCGGUGCCACUGCGGGGGUGUGAACCUUCUCCUCCGUUCCGCCGUCGACAUACCACAAGUCCCUGCGAGAGAUACAGACAGUCCCAAUCCGAAACUGCCGUGGUACAUCGACCCAGAAACCCACCGAUACCGCGCUAACACGGACUGCUGCGACUCGUGCCGGCUCACCUUCGGAACCGACCUCGUGCACUGGACGUUUGCGGGGCUGGGUCACAUCUCCUUCGUCUCCCCCUUCCCCUCCCCGUCUUCGAACUCUUUUCCGCCCGGCAGCUUUCCCGCGACAAUCACCGAGCUGAAAACCGCCGUCCUGGCCAAUCCCAAUUCCGCUGCGCAAGAAAAAGACACCCACCGUGACCUGGGAAUCGGAACACUGGCGCUAUUCCAAAGCUCGCCGGAUGUAGAGCGGUACUUUUGCCGGCGGUGCGCGGCAUCAGUCUUCUUCGCCGUACACGACACCGAUAGGAUGGAUAUGGUGGAUAUUGCGGUUGGAUUGCUCCGGCAUCCGGACGGGGCGAGGGCCGAGGGGCUGUUGAGCUGGAAGUAUGGGAGUGUGGGGUGGAUUGAGGAUGUAAAGGGUGGGUGGAGGGAGGCGCUGGUCAAGGGUGCUGUGGAGGGGAGUGAGGCGUGGAGGGUUAGGGGUCAAAUUGGGACUGGGACUUCAGGGGGGGAUGAUAAGGAGUGA
Molecule: messenger RNA, 1338 nt
Organism: Canariomyces notabilis
Lineage: Eukaryota; Fungi; Ascomycota; Sordariomycetes; Sordariales; Chaetomiaceae
Exons: 3
Coding region: 1-1338 (445 amino acids)
Molecular function (GO): carbon-sulfur lyase activity
Source: RefSeq, a predicted model, not a curated record